AUGGCGGAGACAGCCACAGCAGACGUAUCCAAGCAGCUGACCAUCAUCGGCUCUGCAACGUGUGGAAAAACAAGCAUCCUUACCAGGCAUGUAAAAAGGACGUUUGGGACGGAGAUCAGCCCCACCGUAUUCAACUCUGUCAGCAACACAUAUAAGCACAAGGACCAUGUAAUUGAGCUGAGGCUCUGGGACACAGCAGGGCAGGACGAGUAUGCCAGGUUCCGACACCUUGCAUUGCCUUCGGCGGACUAUAUUAUGAUCGUGUAUGCUGUUGACGACAGAUCCUCCUAUGCCGAGGUUAAAAACAGCCUUGUAGGGCAAGUAAGGGAGAAGGCGCCCCAGGCCAAAUACUUCCUUGUUGGGGCGAAAACCGAUCUGAGGGAGGACAGUGCGAGACUCGAGGAACUUGCUAGGAACGGAGACUCUCCGAUAACCACUUCUGAGGGGCUGGAGCUUUCUCAGAGCAUUGGGGCGAUGGGAUACUUUGAGUGUUCUGCAAAGAACAAUGUUGGAAUCGACGAGAUAUUUGAGAAGAUUUCUGAGUACGCUCUGAGGGCGCAGCAGAAGGAAAGCAUGUCUUUCAUAGGGGCGAUGUGCGCUUCUCUGUGGAACUGCCUUAGCUGCAGACAAAUAAAUUGA
Messenger RNA from Encephalitozoon cuniculi GB-M1, 639 nucleotides. Its product is annotated as Ras-like GTP binding protein. The transcript has a single exon. Gene Ontology annotation, biological process: small GTPase-mediated signal transduction. The record is from RefSeq and is marked provisional. Gene Ontology annotation, molecular function: GTP binding; GTPase activity. NCBI's taxonomy places the organism in Eukaryota, Fungi, Microsporidia, Unikaryonidae. Bases 1 to 639 code for a protein of 212 amino acids.